This is a messenger RNA of Apodemus sylvaticus (European woodmouse), 2029 nucleotides long. RefSeq names its product sterol carrier protein 2 (gene Scp2). Gene Ontology annotation, molecular function: acyltransferase activity, transferring groups other than amino-acyl groups. Bases 84 to 1727 code for a protein of 547 amino acids. The record is from RefSeq and is a predicted model, not a curated record. NCBI's taxonomy places the organism in Eukaryota, Metazoa, Chordata, Mammalia, Rodentia, Muridae. The transcript is spliced from 16 exons.
UUGGGGUAGGGAUAACCCGACCCGAACCGGCUUUAGUUCAGCAGGGACUCAUUCGGUGGGAGACCUCGUUCGCUGCCGGAGCCAUGCCUUCCGUCACUUUGAAGUCUCCGCGCCUGCGCCGGGUGUUCGUAAUCGGCGUUGGCAUGACCAAGUUCAUGAAGCCUGGAGGUGAAAAUUCAAGAGAUUAUCCUGAGAUGGCAAAGGAAGCAGGCCAGAAGGCAUUGGCAGAUGCGCAGAUCCCCUACUCCGAAGUGGAGCAGGCCUGUGUUGGCUAUGUGUAUGGUGACUCCGCCUGUGGGCAGAGGGCUAUCUAUCACAGUUUGGGACUGACUGGCAUUCCUAUAAUUAAUGUCAACAAUAACUGUUCUACUGGUUCCACUGCUUUGUUUAUGGCCCAGCAACUGAUUCAAGGAGGCUUGGCAAAUUGUGUGUUGGCUCUUGGAUUUGAGAAGAUGGAGAGGGGAUCCCUUGGAAUAAAAUAUUCAGAUCGGUCCAACCCCAGUGACAAACAUCUUGAAGUCUUGAUCAAUAAGUAUGGCUUGUCUGCCCAUCCAAUUGCUCCUCAGAUGUUUGGGUCAGCUGGGAAAGAACAUAUGGAAAAAUAUGGAACAAAAGUUGAACACUUUGCAAAAAUUGGAUGGAAAAACCAUAAACACUCAGUUAAUAACCCGUAUUCCCAGUUCCAAGAUGAAUACACCUUAGAUGAAAUAAUGAAAUCAAAACCGGUUUUCGAUUUUCUGACCAUCUUACAAUGUUGUCCCACAUCAGAUGGUGCUGCAGCAGCGAUUCUGUCCAGUGAGGAGUUUGUGCAGAAGUAUGGCCUGCAGUCCAAAGCUGUGGAAAUUGUGGCACAGGAGAUGAUGACCGACUUGCCUAGUACAUUUGAAGAAAACAGUGUUAUUAAAAUGGUUGGCUACGAUAUGAGUAAAGAAGCUGCCAGGAAGUGCUAUGAGAAGUCCGGCCUGAGGCCCAGCGACGUGGACGUGAUAGAGCUGCACGAUUGCUUCUCUACCAAUGAGCUCCUGACUUACGAAGCCCUGGGGCUCUGUCCAGAAGGACAAGGUGGAGCCCUGGUGGACAGAGGGGACAACACUUAUGGAGGAAAGUGGGUCAUAAACCCUAGUGGAGGCCUCAUCUCGAAGGGACACCCACUGGGUGCAACAGGUCUGGCUCAGUGCGCGGAGCUCUGCUGGCAGCUGAGAGGCGAAGCCGGAAAGAGACAGGUUCCCGGGGCAAAGGUGGCUCUGCAGCACAAUUUAGGCCUUGGAGGAGCUGCGGUUGUCACCCUCUACAGGAUGGGUUUUCCCGAAGCUUCCAGCUCCUUCAGAACGCACCAGAUUUCAGCGGCUCCCACCAGCUCUGCAGGGGAUGGCUUCAAGGCAAAUCUCGUCUUUAAGGAGAUCGAGAAGAAGCUUGAAGAGGAAGGGGAACAGUUCGUGAAGAAAAUCGGUGGCAUUUUUGCCUUCAAAGUGAAAGAUGGCCCCGGGGGCAAAGAAGCUACCUGGGUGGUAGACGUGAAGAACGGCAAAGGAUCUGUGCUUCCCAAUUCAGAUAAGAAGGCUGACUGCACCAUCACCAUGGCCGACUCAGACUUGCUGGCUUUGAUGACUGGAAAAAUGAACCCUCAGUCGGCCUUCUUUCAAGGUAAACUGAAAAUUGCUGGUAACAUGGGCCUGGCCAUGAAACUGCAGAACCUUCAGCUUCAGCCCGGCAAAGCUAAGCUGUGAGGAGUCCCUUUGGCAACCUCGGGACAUCAAGAUGAGAUGUGUAGAUAUGUAGAAAUCCACGUCUCGUCCGUUGUCAGGACUUAGACUGACACUUCCCAAAUAGCAUGAGAUAGAUUUGUUGCUAAGUGGGUGUGGCCAAUUGUAUGUGCCCCACCCCCCCAAGCUGGGGUGCAUCGGGCCUCCCAGCCGACACUGCUGCUUUGAGGACUGGCAUCCUACUGUGCUUGAUGAAGCUACUAUGUCAGUGAUGGAUUGGGGUAAACUUAAGUUUCAGAAUAAAAUUCAGAAUAGUAAAAUCUAAA